AUGGAUAAGCAGUUGCAUACGUUGUUUGUGUCGGUGAAUGUGAAUGUGCAUGUGCUUGUGCUUGUGUUCAUGUUCAUGUUCAGUGUCUGUGGUCUCACCACAGCCACAAGUUAUGUUUCUGCAGUUGGAGACCCUGGAAUGCAGAGAAAUGGACUGAGGGUGGCCUUUGAAGCUUGGAACUUUUGCAAUGAAGUUGGCCAAGAAGCUCCUCUCAUGGGUAGCCCAAGAGCUGCUGAAUGUUUUGAUAUUUCAAGAUGCACAGGUUCAUUGAAACACAAGGUCACAGAAGCUGAUAACAGACUUGGGGUGGGAAAGCCCUUUCCUGGUCUGGGACCAGGAGAUAUAAACAACACAGACCUUUAUGCAGUUCAAAAGGAACUGUAUCUGGGUUCUCUGUGUCAAGUUCAAGACACUCCAAGGCCUUGGCAAUUUUGGAUGAUAAUGCUGAAAAAUGGCAACUAUGACACAGAAUCUGGUUUAUGUCCCAAGGAUGGGAAAAAGGUACCCCCUUUUAGUCCGGGGAGGUUUCCAUGCUUUGGACAAGGGUGUAUGAACCAGCCAAGCUUGUGUCAUCAACAGACACAGCUCAAAGAUGGCACAAUGAGAGGAGGAUUCCAUGGCACUUAUGAUUUGGAUUCUGAUUGUGAAGGUGGAAAGGAUGAUAACUCUUACUAUGAGGUAGUUUGGGAGAAGAAACUUGAUGUUGGCAGUUGGGUGUUCAAACAUAAGCUCAAGACUUCAAAGAAAUACCCUUGGUUGAUGCUGUACCUGAGAGCUGAUGCAACCAGAGGAUUUUCUGGAGGUUACCAUUAUGACACAAGGGGAAUGCUUAAAACUGUAAAGUCACCAAAUUUUAGGGUCAGGAUGAGCUUAGAUGUCAUAAAGGGGGGAGGUCCCAAGAGUCAGUUCUACCUUUUAGAUAUAGGUAGCUGCUGGAAGAACAAUGGUGCUCCUUGUGAUGGAGAUGUGCUUACUGAUGUAACUAGAUACAGUGAGAUGAUAAUCAAUCCUGAAACACCAGCUUGGUGCAGCCCCACAGGUUUAGGAAACUGCCCACCAUUUCAUAUCACUCCAGAAAACAGAAGAAUACAUAGAAAUGACACUGCCAAUUUCCCCUACUCGGCUUAUCACUAUUACUGUGCUCCAGGUAAUGCACAACACUUGGAGCAACCUGUAAGCACUUGUGAUCCUUACAGCAAUCCUCAGGCACAAGAGAUAGUUCAGUUGUUGCCUCACCCUAUAUGGGGUGCUUAUGGCUAUCCCACUAAAAAAGGAGAUGGUUGGGUUGGGGAUGCAAGGACUUGGGAACUUGAUGUUGGUGGAUUGUCCAGUAGACUCUACUUCUAUCAGGACCCAGGCACUCCUCCUGCUAAAAGAAUAUGGACUUCUAUUGAUACCGGAACUGAGAUAUUUGUUAGCUCAAAAGAUGAAGUAGCAGAAUGGACUCUCAGUGACUUUGACGUCAUUCUAACACAGCCAAAUUUCAGAAUUGAGAAACUAGCUAGGAGAAAUUAG
Messenger RNA from Gastrolobium bilobum, 1515 nucleotides. RefSeq lists its product as uncharacterized. Bases 1 to 1515 code for a protein of 504 amino acids. The transcript is spliced from 4 exons. NCBI's taxonomy places the organism in Eukaryota, Viridiplantae, Streptophyta, Magnoliopsida, Fabales, Fabaceae. The record is from RefSeq and is a predicted model, not a curated record.